Molecule: messenger RNA, 885 nt
Organism: Oncorhynchus tshawytscha (Chinook salmon)
Lineage: Eukaryota; Metazoa; Chordata; Actinopteri; Salmoniformes; Salmonidae
Product: coiled-coil domain containing 174
Cellular component (GO): nucleus
Source: RefSeq, a predicted model, not a curated record
AUGGAUGGCUAUGAGGAGACAGAGGGACAUUUCCUGGUGGAUUUCACCCAGAAGAUUAUUGACAAGAAGAGAGAGAAUCAUGCGGACCAAGACUUUCAGGGAAAAGGACGUGACCCGGCUGAAAAGGACCGACUAUCAGAGGACAUGCGUAGAGAGCUGCAGAGGCAAGUCUGGGAGAGGGAGGAGGCCAUGAACAGUCCUGUGGGACGAAUCCACUACGAGGACAUCGGGGAGCAACAGGCCCAUGAGCUGGGUGUGGGCUACUUUACAUUUCAGGAGCAGCGCAGGAAACAUACUCUGGACAUGCUCAGACACCAGACGACAGACCAGCGCAGUAAGAGGGAGCAGUUGAAGGAGAACAGGAAUGCUCUGCUGAACGCUCAGUUGGCCAAGGUGAGGCAAAGGAAGAUGAAGACUAAGCUGGAUGGAACACAGGACGACCAGGGAGCUGGACCCAAACAAGAAGAUGAUGAAGCCCAUGAGGAGGCCCCUGCAGUGAAGAAGUUGGAGGUAGAGAUCCAGGAGAGGAGAGACACCAAGUCAGGAGUACCCCACGUCAGGGAGUGGGACAGGGGCAAAGUGGACUUUUUUGGCAAGUGGACGAGUCGGCGGCAGGAUGAUAGGGAGUCAGAGUUCACUCCUCCCUCUGUGUACUUCAGCGACGAUAAGAGACAGGGCUACGGGAAAUGGGCCAAACGGGAGCAGGACAGACCCAAAAUGGCCUUCAUGUGUCCCGAUUUGUACCUCCACCCUUUCACCUUCAGUAUCUUCCUCAACUUCAGUAUGCAGCCCCAAACUCAGCCCCAGUGCCCCCCUCAGCCUCAGACCCAGCUCCCUUCCCAGAGCCUGGAUAACAUGCUGUCCUUCAGCAAGAACUCUGCUUGA